This is a messenger RNA of Penicillium egyptiacum, 1104 nucleotides long. Lineage: Eukaryota; Fungi; Ascomycota; Eurotiomycetes; Eurotiales; Aspergillaceae. The record is from the annotation of a GenBank genome assembly.
AUGCAGGGCUUCAACAUGGGACGUUAUGUCCCCCCGGAUCAGGAAGGCGUAACAACGGGAAACAAACUCGCCGGAAAGCACGCACUCGGCGCGCGCGCGCGCCACCUACACACAACAGGCGCACUAAUCGUGCGCUUCGAGAUGCCCUUCGCAGUAUGGUGCACGACCUGCAAGCCACACCCCAUAAUAAUCGGACAGGGCGUACGGUUCAACGCAGAGAAGAAAAAAGUAGGCAACUACUACUCGACGCCGAUCUACAGCUUCCGCAUGAAACACACCGUCUGUGGCGGGACCAUCGAGAUCAAGACCGAUCCCAGGAAUACGGCCUACGUUGUUACCGAGGGUGGGCGGAAACGCGAUACCGGCGAGGACAAGGAACUGCAGCCUGGGGAAAUUGCUAUCAAGCCGUACGCACGAGAGACGGAUCCCGCGGAGAAGGAUCCGUUUUCGAAAAUCGAGGGGAAGAUUGAGGAUAAGCUUCGUGCGAAGACGGAGGCGACUCGCAUUCUUGAGCUUCAGGAACGGCAGAAACGUGAUUGGGAAGAUCCCUAUGAGAGGUCUAUGCGGUUGCGCAGGACGUUUCGGCAGGAGAGGAAGGGGCUUGAAAAAGCUGAGGCGAAGCGCGAGGCUCUCAAGGACAAAAUGAGUCUUGGGAUUGAGCUUUUGGAUGAGACUGAGGGGGAUCGGCAGAGAGCGAGCAUGGUGGAGUUUGGUGAAGACCCGACCGAUGUUGGCUUGCAUGCGGCCCGAGUGACUCGUGUUCGGCCUAUGUUUGAGCAGCAGGCGGAAAAGCCCGCACGAAAGACGGGGCCGGAAGAGAAGAAAUCUCGUUCUUCGAGGCGGCCUAGGAAGGAUGAUCUGGUUGCGACGCGGAAGGCUUCUCUCCGUCGAGAGCUGGCUGGGAAUACUCGUGCUGUUAUUGAUCCGUUCUUGGUGGACGAUGCAGAUAAUCAGAAUGCUUGGCGGCAACCUAGCAUCAAGAAGAGGAAAAUCGUCGCCUCUUCGACUCCAUCCCUCCGUGAAGAUCCCAGUGGCACAGAACUUGAUUCCUCUGCUGUGGCACCAACACCAGCGCUGGUCAGCUACCCUUCCGACUCGGAGUGA